AUGCACAUCGCCUUCUUCCUCUUACUUUGUUUUUCUCUUCUUUUCCCCGUUUUUAUGUACACCUACUUGUCUGAAUCUCUAGCCUCCUCCGAAAAGUCCGCAACUUGCCCAAAACACCGCCACGCGAAGUUGCGGACUUUAGGGGGAAGGGAGCAGGAGAAAGAGGAAGAGCAAAUGGGCCGAUGGACCAGCACUCGAAAGUACUCCAUCGUCGUCGUCGUCUCGUUCAUCGUUCACAAAUGGGGACUGGAAACUCGAGAUUUCAUACUUCGAGAGGUUUUCGAACUCUUGGAUCCUCUGCUCUCACUGAUAAACAUCAAAACGAAUCAGUCGGAAUCGGAGAUUCUAACGAUGCAACUCGUGGAUGACGUCAUCAAGCUCUCAAUGAUCGAAACCAUCGAUGGACAUCGUUCGAUGAAUGAAAAAACAGAGGAGAAUGUUCGCAAAUUGGUGAAAUUCGCGAUUCGCGAAUCGCUGAGAACCAUGCAUCGUGGCUAUUCGAUGAGUCCGAAUUUUCAAAUUUCCGACGAAAUUUGUAGAUUUUUGGCCAGAUGGUUUUUGGCUGAAAGACGCGUGGAUACGGUAGAAAUGGAUUUGGAUGAGUCGUCGAUUGAUUUGAAAUCGGAUGGAAGGAAAUUUGAGAAUCAUUAUUUAUCGUUGGAAGGUUUGUCUGUUUGCCCGGAUAUUCCUCAAAAACCCCUUAACUUUCCAGGCCUAAUCCAUCUGUCCUUCGGCUCGAAGUGCGUCAACAAACAUGCCGCAUGGAAUGGAGCGAUGCAAAUUCUGAAUAAAAUUCUAAAAUCUGGUCGUCUGAAUUCCCAAAUCGUCGAAUCUAUCGUUUCGAUUCUAUGGGAAAAACGGAAAUCCUACACGUCAGAAUACUUGCGAACCGCGUUUUGUGCACUAUUGGCUACAGUAAUCCCACAGGAUGUUAGAUUUUUCGACCCCAAAAUUUAUGUUUUUAGCCAAUCCCCGCCAUUUCCAUCCCACGAAACUCCGAUUUUCAGAUUCGGCCACCUCCGAAUGCCAUCGAUCGACUCCAUCCUCAAGUACACUCUAUCUCUAAUGCCCAACGUCACAUCACUCCCAAAUGCGGCGAUUUUGACUGAGAAUAUUCUGAAAUUCCGUUCGAAACAAGUCUCAAAAGAGACGAUUCGUCUGAUUUGGGAUACUGUAUCCAGGACGAGUCCCGCGUGUUUCGAGGUCUUAAGACUGCUCUCGGCAUUGGUUUCGUUUACGGAAUUCGAGGAAAAUUCUAGAUUUGCAAACGACGAAAAUGUGGGAAAAUGGAGUCUCCGAAAAGACGUCAUCGAGUGGUUGCUCAUCGAUCCGAGUGCUCACAGUCACCAGUUGAUUCACGAGCUGUGUCAUUAUCAUCCAUCGUUUUGUUAUGAAACGGACGAACCGAACACAGAUGACCAGCUUCUCCGAAACCUCAAAACGUGUCAUCUCCUCCAUUUCUCAUCAUCUACAGUACCUCACAAAGCUACAGUAACCCAAAUGCGACCAACCGAUGCGAAAAUCGACGAAAUUGUGAAUUAUGUGGACUGUAAACUGAAAUCAAUGCUUUCCACCGAGCUAACACUACCGGUUUUUGUGUUGAGCUACGAGUUUUCGCUGAAAUUUCCAGAAGUUUCGUUUGAUUUCGAUCUAAUCUACAAACGUCUACCUCAUCUCCUUCAGGAAUUGGAACCCACCGAAUUCCUCCAAUCGAUUCAAAAUUUCAGCGAAUGGCCUGAAUUUUUGGAAUUCCCGCCGAAAUUUGUCGCCGACUUCGAUUGUCUAAUGGCCUAUUUCUUGAAAAACGUCGAAAAUCAGCUAAUCGAUAUGACGAAAAAAUGGGAAACGAAUCCUGGGAAAAUUGUGGAAACCCUAGCGGAUUACUGUCGAAAAUGGCCGAAAAUGAGAGGGGAAAUGUGCAAAUCGAUGCAAUUCAAUCGAUUUGUGAACAAUUGGAUAUUGGAAACUGAAGGGGAUCCGUAUGAGAUGAGCAAUCGAUUUGAGAAAUAUUCAUUUUUGUUAUCAUAUCGACAUUUGCUGAAAACGAGAGACACUAUUUUGUGCGUCUUUGAGGAAGGGGGGGGGGGAUCCCGUGCCAACCACCUGCUCGUUGCUCAAUCCGUCACUCCUCAAGACCUCUACAUCUUCAAUAAGCUCAUUUGCUCAUCAUUCCUUCGGAAUCUCGUUCCACCCCGUCGUGUGAUUGGUCCCUCAUUCGAUGGACCCACAGUUGCACUGUACCCCAAAAACCUUGAAUUCGAUCAGCGAUCUGUGAAAAUCUAUCUGAAACGACUGAAAAAAUCGCCGUUCCUGGCUCAGAACAUUGUCAGAAUGAUUCUAGAAAAUCGCAACGAUGACACGUGGCAUUUACAUGCUACAGUACUGAAAAUUGUGAUGGAGGAUGAGCAAUUGCUUACGGUCUGCAUUGCCACAAUUCCCAACAUGAUACGGUACCUGAAAAUGUACCAAAUCCAUUUCCCCCCAAAAUCACUUUCUGUCCGAUUUUUAAUCAUCGACAAGUCUUCCAUCACCUCCUGUCAAAAAUAUUUGCGAAAACCCAAAGAAAACGGACACCUAAUCAGCCCAAUUAACCUAAUUACCCUGUUCGGUUGCGAGAAAUCCACGUGGAAACGGAUGAUUCUCCAGUUUUGGUGUCAAUUCGAACGAGAACCAGCACUGGUGGCAGAGAGGUUUUAUGAAUUUGCCUCCGAAUCUGUGGACCUUGGCCUUCAAACUCGUGUUGUCUGUAUUUUAAGGGCGUUGACAAGCAGUGAGUACUGUAGAAAUGUUCUACAAGAUGAGCAAUUGAAAAUGGCAUUCGAUUUGACGUAUCGAGCGAUUUGGAUGGUUUUGGUGAAGGAUCAGUGCAGCCCGGAAAUUCUGGAAUUGUGUGACGAUUCGAAACUUCGAAACGAUCUCCUUGGCUAUCGUAUCCCGCAAAUCCCGCCAGGACACAUCGACGACUUUCGUUUAUACGAAAUGCGCGUCGCGUUUUCGGUGGAGAACUUUUUGAAAUUCGGAAUCGAGUCUGGAGAAGAUACGGUGGAUUUCAUGGAUUUCGGGCUGGCCGAAUUUUAUAAGCAGUUAAAUGAGAAUUUGACAGAGGAAGCGAUUCGAGGGAAUGAGAAGAGAAGAUUACUGUACCCUCUUUUCUUUCGAAAAAUCUGCGUUCUGGGGGUUCAACGGAUGAUUGGCGGCUCAACGGCGGAUGAGUUUCAGGAAGCUUCAAAAAAAGAAUACGGAAGAUUACUGUACUUUUUUCUUAUCUCUAAAAAAUGUGUAUUUUCCAGUAUUUUCAGAUUUUUGGAAUUUUCAAAAAAGGUACAGAGGUACAGUAACCUUACAGUAACCUAUCAGAACCUACAGUAA
Messenger RNA from Caenorhabditis briggsae, 3369 nucleotides. The coding region runs from base 1 to 3369 and encodes 1122 amino acids. The transcript has 15 exons. Lineage: Eukaryota; Metazoa; Nematoda; Chromadorea; Rhabditida; Rhabditidae. The record is from RefSeq and is a predicted model, not a curated record.